This is a messenger RNA of Dryobates pubescens (Downy woodpecker), 1268 nucleotides long. RefSeq names its product diphthamide biosynthesis 5 (gene DPH5). Gene Ontology annotation, biological process: protein histidyl modification to diphthamide. The transcript is spliced from 8 exons. Gene Ontology annotation, molecular function: diphthine synthase activity. The record is from RefSeq and is a predicted model, not a curated record. Lineage: Eukaryota; Metazoa; Chordata; Aves; Piciformes; Picidae. The coding region runs from base 124 to 984 and encodes 286 amino acids.
ACGAGGACCACAGCUCCCGGCAGCCCCCGCGCCGCCGGGCGCCGCAGAGCGCGCAGGGGGCGUGGCCACUCGCGACGGCGCGGCCGGUAGCCGCGACGGCAUUUUCGCACCCCUCUCGCAAAGAUGCUGUAUAUAGUCGGGCUGGGCUUGGGAGAUGCCAAGGACAUCACAGUGAAGGGGUUGGAGACGGUGAAGCGGUGUCACAAGGUGUACCUGGAGGCCUACACGUCCAUCCUCACGGUGGGCAAGGAAGCGCUGGAAGAGUUUUAUGGAAAAGAAUUGAUUUUGGCUGACAGAGAAACAGUGGAACAAGAAGCAGACAGCAUUUUAAAAGAAGCUGAUGUUUGUGAUGUCGCAUUUCUUGUAGUUGGUGAUCCUUUUGGGGCCACAACACACAGUGAUUUAGUACUACGUGCAGUAAAAUUGGGGAUUCCAUAUGAGGUCGUUCAUAACGCUUCGAUAUUGAAUGCAGUGGGUUGCUGUGGUUUACAGUUGUACAAUUUUGGAGAGACAGUGUCCAUAGUUUUCUGGACAGACACGUGGAAGCCAGAGAGCUUUUUUGACAAGAUCGAGAGGAACAGGCAGAAUGGAAUGCACACUCUGUGCUUACUUGAUAUUAAAGUGAAGGAGCAGUCUCUGGAGAAUCUAAUGAAAGGUAGAAAGAUUUAUGAGCCACCACGCUAUAUGAGUGUCAAUCAAGCUGCAGAACAGCUUCUUGCUGUUAUUCAGAAAAGAAGGCUCCAAGGAGAAGGAGCAGAAAUGACUGAAAGUACCAUUUGUGUUGGCCUUGCACGUGUGGGUGCUGCAGACCAGAAGAUUGUUUCAGGCACACUGUAUCAGAUGUCCACAGUGGAGUUAGGCGGGCCACUACAUUCCUUGAUUGUUACUGGCACUAUGCAUCCUCUGGAACUGGAAAUGCUUAAGCUUUUUUCUGUAGAUAGUUCUAGCUUUGAAAAUAAUGCAUUUCAACAGACCAAAAAAUAAAAUGUUAUUCCAUCUUUAUUUCCUGAAAGCAUGAAGUUCCUCCUGUGAGUAUUGCAAGCUUGGCCAAGUGCAGUCAGAGUGUAUAUUUUUCACAAGACAACACUGUAGGAACACAAACUCAUUUUAUCUGCACCUGCUGGCAUCAUCUUCUAACAUGUGGAAGCUCUCAGAAACCUUUAAAACUUAAAAACUUUGUGUCUGAUUCAGUUCAUUGACAGCUGCAUGUUGAGGAUUAUGAUAGUACAUGCCAUCAGAGAUCUGAAGCAGCACACCGGGUAUCCUGU